This is a messenger RNA of Ctenopharyngodon idella (grass carp), 3853 nucleotides long. RefSeq names its product ras homolog family member Gb (gene rhogb). Gene Ontology annotation, biological process: small GTPase-mediated signal transduction; regulation of cell shape; cortical cytoskeleton organization. The transcript has 2 exons. Bases 281 to 856 code for a protein of 191 amino acids. Lineage: Eukaryota; Metazoa; Chordata; Actinopteri; Cypriniformes; Xenocyprididae. The record is from RefSeq and is a predicted model, not a curated record. Gene Ontology annotation, molecular function: GTPase activity; GTP binding; protein kinase binding. Gene Ontology annotation, cellular component: cytoskeleton; plasma membrane; cell projection.
CAACGGAGCUGAGAGUGCACUAGAGGGUGGUUGAUUUAAGUUGGGAGCGCGCGCGCAUGCAGUGUAGACAGACUGUUACGCCCUCUUAAACAUUGUCACAGCCACAUUUACUUCGGUAAACUUCCUCAAAUAUGCCGUUAAGCCAUUAACUUCCUCUCUAAGGGGUGAACACACUCACGUCCUACAGACCUCAACAACUAACUUCCACAGCAGCGGGAUUACGGUCCUCAAGAGCAUCUGAUAUGUUUGACUGUUGAAGUCGAGUGGUCACCUUUCUAUCAUGCAGAGCAUCAAGUGUGUGGUGGUGGGGGAUGGAGCAGUGGGAAAAACCUGCCUGCUCAUCUCGUACACGACUGGCGCGUUCCCCAAAGAGUACAUUCCCACUGUGUUCGACAACUAUAGCUCCCAAGUCAGCGUGGACAACCGCACUGUCAGCCUCAAUCUGUGGGACACAGCGGGCCAGGAGGAGUAUGAUCGCCUUCGCACGCUGUCCUACCCUCAGACCAACGUCUUCAUCAUCUGCUUCUCCAUCUCCAGCCCCCCGUCCUAUGAGAACGUCAAGCACAAGUGGCAUCCAGAGGUGACGCACCACUGUCCCAGUGUGCCCAUCCUGCUGGUGGGGACCAAGAGCGAUCUUCGCAAUGACGCGGAUGUGCUGAAGAAGCUAAAGGAGCAGAACCAGGCGCCCAUCUCACAACAGCAGGGUCACGCUCUGGCUCGCCAAAUCCACGCCGUCAAGUACAUGGAGUGCUCGGCACUCAGCCAGGACGGCAUCAAGGACGUGUUUGCAGACGCAGUGCGUGCCUUCCUCAGUCCUCAGCCUGUGGCUGCCAAGAAGCCCUGUAUACUCCUCUGAAAAUAUAGAGAGCAUAGAGGUAUUUUAAAUGAAUUACACACAGGAAUGCAUAGAAAUUGUGGGAAUGUUAUUGAAUGUUUGGAGUAAUAGGUUUUCGGUGAACGGUGACCAAGAAACACAGCCUUAAUCUGUGAAAUUAGAGAAAUACAAGAUCAACUUAAGUAUCAAGUUUUACACUGUAUUGAGAUCCCUACUGAAGAAGUUUUUUUUUUUUUUUUUUUUUUUUGAAGGGGUGGGGGUUCAUAAGACCACUAAACAGUUUGAUACCAUCUCAUGGUAUCUCAGGAAUACAUAAAACAAUAUACAGGAACUAAACACUUAAAUAUAUUUCAGUGUAAAUGGGUUUUAGUUCCUUUUUAAUGUUUGGAGACUUAAUAAUGUUGGUUAAUGAAGUUUUUUGUCUUUUAUUAUUAACAAAAACACAAUCUGAGAAUAUAUAUAUAUAGUACUAAUUAUAGUUUUUAUGCCCAAGGCAUUUGUUCUAUGAUUGGGGUGUCCUUGAGGACAGGCCUUUUGUAUCAUUAGUGACAUUAUCUAUAAUAUUGUAUGAGCCGUUCACACAGAAUGCGUUCUUGCUUUUAAAAACGCGAGGCAUAGCUGAAUGUAAAAGAAAGCAGGGUUGCGCUUUUAAAAGUUGAACUUCCUUUGACAUGACAUCUGUAAAACACGUGAGAUUCUGUAACAGCAAAGACUAUAGUGUACCAGUGUCUGCCCAAGUAUUUUUCCCAUAUAGAUUUUAAAAAAGUAUUCAUUAAAAAAUAAUAAGCCAUGAACCAAACCAACUAGCAACAAGGUAAAUGUUGUGAAAUAUUACAAAUUUGAAUUUGAAGCAAAAAAGUAUUUGAAAAUCAAGACAAUUCAUGGCUUUAAUGAGGGAAAGAACUACAAUCCCACGAAGCAUUGCGAAUGAUGUAAUCAAAUUCAAACUGUCAGAUAAAUAUAAAGAUGUUGAUUGUGUAUAUAGAAACAACAUAUUUUGCAUUUAUUGAAAAAUAUGCAUAUAUGUACAAAUAUUGAAGUACUUUUAGAGCAUAUAAGGAAGUGUGUCAAGUCAUUCGCAGUUCUUCAUGGGAGUGGUGUAGGUAUGAUGUCAAAGCCCCGCCCCCUGGUUCCCUCGAGAUUUUCCUAUGGGGUUUUAUAAUCAAUUUAUGAGUAAGGUAAACAUAAUUUGACAAUACUUUGACGUUUUCUUCUACAACGCAAAUUACACAUGCCCAUACCGAAAACGCAAACUUUAAGAAGUUGUGCUCAUUUUUGAAAACGUACAUUUUUAAUAAAUAACUAGAUAAGAAAGUUUGGGAUGUGAGUAUGUGCAGUUUACAUUGUAGAAAAAAAUUUCAAAAUAUCGUCAAGUUAUGUUUACCACAGGCUUUAUUUUACUCAUGAAUUGAAAAACCCCAUUAUAGGAAAAUCUCGAAGGAACCAGCGGCGAAUUUCUCUUCCAGAUCCUUACGUCAUACCUACACCACUUGAUUUACUUGUCGAGAUUCUCUGAUUGGUGGAGAUUUCUUCGCAGAAUCAAGGGUAAUGUAAUUCCACUGUUGAACACGAUUAUUUAAAAAGUUUUGUUGGCUUCAACAAAAGCAUAUACCCUUGAUUAACACCUCGCAGCUCACAGUUGGUCUGCCUUUAAUGGUUUAUAAGUUAUCAUUCAAAAUCAAUUCCCCUGUGGAGAAAAUCAAUGGGAUGUUUACUUCCAGAGCCCUACUGUUCAAACGCGUUCUGUGUGAAGCGGCUCCUUAGACAUACCUGAUCUUGUAUGUGCGAUGAGGGGGUUGUUGCCUGGCAGCUUGACGGCUUUACUUCCUUGUGGUGUGGAAACUGUCUGGCAGACCCUUCAGGAAACAGAGGUCCCAGCAUGCUAUGCGUCACAUUCAACUCUUCAUUCUUUUCUUCCUCAGCGCUCCAGGGUGGGGCUUCAGAACCUUAUUAGAAAACAAGGCACUUUCUUCACUUAGUGACUGAUUUGGGAACAGCUUGUGUCGUUUUAAAUGGCACAAUCCUAAAUGAGCCAUUAAUGUAAAGGAAGGAAGCUUUCAGUUGGCCAAAGAUUCAGUUCAGUAGAUUUCAAGGCUCAGGGAUUCAUCAACAAACUAAAAUGAUGUGUUAGGUUCAGAUGAAUGUAUAACUUUACAGUGCCUUCCUAUAAUGGAGCUUAAAUUUAAGAUUGUUGUAUGUCAAAUUUAAAAGCUAAGGGCAAAAGUAUACAAUACAACUGUUGGUAUUUUCAUUUCAGCUAUAAAAAUUAUGUUUUUUAAUGAUGUUUCCAUUUUUAAAAUGUUAUGUUUAGCCCAUUGGCAUUAGAUGAAAUGUUAGCUGAAAGUCAAGAAGGUAAUAUUGUGGCUCAUUAAGGACACAUGCUGCUUUCUGAAGAGUGCUUGAGUUUCCUUAAAACAUUCACAGCAAAAGGACAAACACUUCAUUGUGCAUGAAUCAUACGAUGAUGUUUAAGUCAUAACAUGUGUUGCUCAAUCUGUAUGUGUGCUUUUGGCCAUUCAUGUAUGAGAAAUCCCACAGUCAUGUGAAAGCAAUACUUUCUAAAGCAUUUAAUAAUUCAGCUGAGAGUUUUGUGGAAGCAAGAAGAAAUACAAAUGUAUCCACAUCACUGACCGUGACUUUGUUUGGCUGACGUGACAAUGACGUUCCUCAUUCCUUCUAAAAACAGAGGAAAUCAUUUGCACUUCUACAGACUUUUCCAAAAUGUCAAUGUCUUGCCUCAGCUUCUCGAAUAACUCAUUUUAUUUAUUUUUUUUUUCCAGUUUUUAAAAUAACUUUGUCUUAUCUGCAUUUUUGUUUUACUAAACCAAAGAUACCCUGUGGCAUCCUUUAAAUACUCAAAGGUCUGUUUUGCCUGUCAUUUCCCCAUGCCAAUUUUACAUCAAAUAUUUAUCAGUUUGUAAUUUAUAUAACAUAUAUAAUUACAUUUUGGUUUACAAUGCGUUUUAAUUCAAAUUUUGUAUCCCAAUAAAAUUUAAACAGCUUUAUUUUAACAUCCUA